AUGAAAAUAGCCAAAGCUAAAUUUAGAGAUCAAGAAGUCAACUGCUGUCUCGAACCGGGAUUUUUUGGGCCAGCUAUGUGUAGCGAUAAAGUUCUCAAGCAUAUUGGUGGGAAAAUCACUAGACGAAUCAGUUCUGAAGAUAAAGAUAGUAGAUUUUUCAGGGAGAUGACUACACAUCCGAUUGGAUGGACCGUGAUUCAGCUUACUUUUACUUCAAGUGCAAAAUGUAGUCGAUUUAGCAAACAAGAUAUAUCUAUUACAAUUCCAACCCAGGUAUUAAUCGUAAAACAUCAUCCCGAAUUUCCCAAUUAUAUUAUGUUAGGGUUUGAUUGGUUCACUGGUCGAAAAUAUGAUGAUGAUGAACUCCAGACAUAUAGAGCAGAAAUUGUAACUGAUGCGGAGGAUGGUUGGGUAAGAAUAACUCUUCGUAUCAAAAAUCUCACCAAAAGAAAAGGAAAAUCCAUAAUAGUACCUGUGUAUAAAUUUGAUAGAAGCAAAGCUUCAUUGCUACGCAAUAAUCAAUCGGGUUCUUCUGAUUCUCGCUUACAGCAAAAUAAAAGCAAGAAAAAUAAGGUCAAGUAUUCCAUCAUAAAAUCGGAAUCAGAUACUAACUCUGAUACUUCUGACUCCAGCACUUCUUCGUUUAGUUUGGGAUCAGAAGAUACACAUAUAUAUAAGAGCGUGUAA
Acaulospora morrowiae is the source of this 687-nucleotide messenger RNA. The record is from the annotation of a GenBank genome assembly. Lineage: Eukaryota; Fungi; Glomeromycota; Glomeromycetes; Diversisporales; Acaulosporaceae.